Molecule: messenger RNA, 1578 nt
Organism: Puccinia graminis f. sp. tritici CRL 75-36-700-3
Lineage: Eukaryota; Fungi; Basidiomycota; Pucciniomycetes; Pucciniales; Pucciniaceae
Exons: 8
Coding region: 1-1578 (525 amino acids)
Cellular component (GO): cytoplasm
Molecular function (GO): oxidoreductase activity
Source: RefSeq, a predicted model, not a curated record
AUGGUAACUCGGAUUCCAACCCAUUGGGAAUGUCUUCUGCUUCUCUUUCUAAUCGGAACUUCGAUGGCGAAUCAGACGAGUGCUUCUCAUUCAGAGCUCCAGCAGAGUCAGCCCGAUGGCGUCGAAGACUGGAAGAGUGAACUGCCCAGCCUGGACCCGAUCCCAUCCUGGUGGAUGAAAGAGUACCACAGUCCGCUCGCAUCACAUGGCCAGUACGGACGACUACCUGAUCGAUCAGCACAGAAUACCAAGACUACUACCAUCAUCGGCACCGGCAUCACCGGCAUCAGUUGUGCGCUUAACUUGGUCAACUCUUUAGCCACUGAUCAGGCUCGCAAUCGUCUUAAGCUCAAGGAGAAUCCAAUUAACAUCGUCUUGGUCGAGGCCAGAGAGUUCUGUAGUGGUGCUACUGGACGGAACGGGGGACACCUGACCGCCUCAGCAAUCUUGGGUACCAAGACGAGAGCAGAGAAAUUCUCGGCUGCAGAGGCAAUCAGAGCCGUCAAACUAGAGCUCAAAUCAGUCAAGGAUUUAUUGGAUCUGAUCCACUCUCACGAUUGGAAGGAUGAUGUUGAUUUGGUCGAAGGCGGGAAUGUUCAUAUAUACAAUGAUCACAAAGAACAGGCCCAACAGAUGGAUCAACUCCAAUUUGCUAACUCACUCGGUCUCGAUUUGUCCGGUAUACAUUGGCUGGACAAACAAGCUGCGGUUCAAGCUUAUGGUUUGCGGAGUUCGUCGGUUGGGGCACUAAAGAUCCCUGGAAAUAACCUCUUUCCAUCAAAGUUAAUGACAAAAAUCUAUAACCUGAUUCAAUCGAAAGCCUCGUUGAUUGAUGGGCUCAACAUCGAACUAUUCACCCACACAGCGGUUCGGAAGAUUGAGCGUUCAGCUUUCGGGAAACCUAACUGGAUGGUUGACACCUCAAGGGGAAAAUUUGAAUCAAAAUAUGUUGUCCAUGCAACCAACGCCUACGCCAGUUACCUUCUCCCCCAGUUGAGAGCUCAUCACCAACAGAUCAUUGUUCCUACCCGCGCCCAAGUAAUAGCCGUCCAACCAAAAUCAUCGAACCGAUCGCAAGUCUGGACGAGCGGAUUUAGCGCCAACGAGGGUUAUGAUUACCUUUUCCAACGACCAUUUCGUCCUUCAGACAAACGGUCCGCCGAUCCUCGAAACCCUGUAGUGAUUCUAGGUGGGGGAAGAAACCAUGCCCCACCACAAUUCGAAGUCGGGAUUGGCGAUGAUUCGCGUUUGAAUGGCCAAGUGGGAACGUACCUGCGGUCAUUUUUGCCUCAAUGGUUCCCCAGUUACUAUGGUGAUCUAGAUAACGGUGAUGUGGUCCAUGAAUGGCCUGGAAUCAUGGGCUUUACAAAAGACCACGAUCCGAUUGUCGGCCACCUAGUCAAAAAUGGAAGUCAAGUUGAGGGCCAAUUCAUCGCGGCUGGCUAUUCUGGACACGGCAUGAGUCGGGCACCAGGAUGUGCUGAAGUGGUAGCUUCGAUGAUCUUCUCAGAGUUGAUGAGUGAAAAAUGGUCUGUCCCGGAUUGGUUUCCAACUCAUUACCUGACGGUAAGACCUUGA